AUGCCAAGAUGGCGAGUGUUAGGAAUGUUCGGUGCAGUGGAACCAGAAGGAACAUGUCAGCUUCCUGCUGCUAGCAAAGCCUUGUUUAUUGAGAAGGUAAGGCUUUCCAACCAAGCCUGCCAGAAUGGUCACUAUGCUAAAGCCGUUUCUUUAUACAGUGAUGCUCUUCAGCUUGAUCCAACAAAUCACAUCUUGUAUUCAAAUCGUUCUGCUGCUUAUGUAAAAAUGGGGCAGUUUGCCCAAGCACUGCAGGAUGCCACAAAAGCAAGGGAACUUAAUCCAAACUGGCCAAAGGCUUACUAUCGACAAGGUGUGGCCCUGCAGUGUUUGGGACGACAUGGUGAUGCUCUGGCUGUUUUUAGUUCUGGAUUAGCACAAGACCCAAAAUCUUCUCAACUUCUCUCUGGCUUAUUGGAAGCAUCAUUAAAAUCCCCCUUAAGAGAUGCUUUAGAACCAACCUUUAAACAGCUUCAAGCUAUGAGGUUGGACACUUGUGCAUUUGUUAUUAUAUCAGUGGUUGGACAAGAAUUGCUUGGUGCUGGACAAUAUUCUCCUGCAGUUGUAGCAAUCAGUUAUAUGCAGCAGGAUCUUACCGUUGCUAAGUCAUUGGGUGACACAAAUGGAGAAUGUAGAGCUCAUGGUAAUCUAGGUUCUGCCUAUUUUAGUAAAGGUAGCUACAGAGAAGCUCUUACCUCACAUCGUUACCAACUUGUUCUUGCCAUGAAGUGUAAAGAUACGCAAGCUGCUGCUUCUGCUCUUACUAGUUUAGGCCAUGUGUAUACAGCUAUAGGUGAUUACCCUAAUGCCUUGGCUUCUCAUAAACAGUGUGUUCAGCUUGUAAAGCAAAUGGGUGAUAGUCUGCAAGAAGCAAGAGAGAUUGGUAAUGUUGGUGCAGUUUAUUUGGCCAUGGGUGAAUUUGAAAGUGCUGUAGAAGAGGCACGUGCAUACAGCAAUCUUGGUUCUUCCCACCAUUAUAGGAGAAAUUUCGCCCAAGCUAUCAUUUACCAUGAAAAUGUUUUGAAGAUAGCUCAAGAGUUAGGAGAUAAGGCUGUUGAAGCUAGAGCUUUUGCUGGUUUAGGCCAUGCUGCUCGAUGCGCAGGAGAUUACAUUCAGGCUAAAAAGUGGCAUGAAAAACAGUUGGAAAUGGCUCUAAGUAUGAAAGAUAGAGUUGGAGAAGGUAGAGCAUGUUCAAAUCUGGGAAUUGUAUACCAGUUACUUGGCGAACAUGACGCAGCUCUGAAAUUACACCAGGCACAUCUGAAUAUUGCUAGAGCUCUUAAUGAUAAAGCUGGUAUGGGUCGUGCUUAUGGGAAUAUUGGUAAUGCCCAUAGUGCCAUGGCUUAUUAUGAACAGGCUAUCAAGUAUCAUAAGCAAGAACUAAUGAUAUCCAAAGAAGUAAAAGACCGAAGUUCAGAGGCUUCAACACAUGGAAAUCUAGCAGUCGCAUAUCAGGCUUUAGGUGCACAUGAAAUGGCUUUGUUUCACUAUCGAGCUCAUUUAAAUAUUGCUCGAGAAUUGAAAGAUACGGCAGGGGAGGCAUGUGCCCUGUUAAAUUUGGGCAAUUGUCACAGUUCUCGUGCUGAAUUCGCUCAAGCUGUUCCUUAUUAUGAAAACUACCUUAUGCUAUCUCAGGAACUUCAUGAUGUGGAAGGAGAAGCGAAAGCAUGCCAUUUCUUAGGCUAUGCUCAUUAUUGUUUAAAUAAUUACCGUGAAGCUGUAAGAUAUUAUGACCAAGACCUGGCAUUAGCUAAAGAUCUUCAAGAUAAAAUGACAAUGGGCAGAGCUUAUUGCAAUUUGGGAUUGGCACAUUUUGCUCUGGGGAAUUUAGAAACCGCUUUAGAUUGCCAAAAAUAUUUCCUAGCCAUUGCUCAUAUGACAAAAAAUCUUUCUGGAAAAUUUCGAGCUAUGGGAAAUAUUGGUGACGUUUUAAUGAAAAUGGGAGAUGUAGAAGAAGCCACUAAAAUGUAUCAAAGGCAACUUUCAUUUGCCCGGCAAAGUGGAGACCACGCAUUAGAGUCAGCUGCCUAUGGAAAUCUUGGAUUAGCCCAUCGAAUGCUUCGUCAUUUUGAUAAAGCUCUUGGAUUUCAUACUCAGGAGCUGUCAUUGAGGCAAGAAAUUAAUGAUAUGAAGGGUGAAUGUCGAGCUCAUGGUAACUUGGGUGCAGUGCAUAUGUCCUUAGGCAAUUAUACCAAUGCAAUCAAAUGUUAUGAAGAUCAACUAGAGAGAGCUAAAGAACUCAGGGAAAGUGUUAUAGAAGCUCAAGCUUUUGGAAACUUAGGAAUCGCUAGAGAAAUUAAGGAUCAUUUGUCUGAAGCUGAUGCCGUGAGUGGCAUAGGUCUUAUUUACCAGCAAACUGGAGAAUUCAGUAAAGCAUUAUGUUACUUCCAAUCUGAAUUAAAUAUAGCUGAUGAAAUAAAUCUUACUACGCUGCAGGCUCGAGCUUAUUCUCACCUUGGGACUAUUUAUGAAUCACUUGGUAAUCUUCAAGAAGCUAUCAAAUUCCAAGAUCUUAACUUAUCCCUUGCUGUUCAGUCAAAUGAUAAAUGUGCCAAAGCUGUUGCGUAUAGCUGUUUGGGUCGAAUGCAUCAUUCAUUAGGCAAUUCAAGCCAGGCUAUUACUUAUUUGAAAAAAGCAUUACACAUAGCUGAUGGUUUGGACUUGCGGCAUCGAUCAAAUUCUAUAAUUUGGAAUCCUAUCACCCAGAAUGAUACCUUUCAAGUCGAAAUAGAAAAGGCUUCUCAUUUACUUGACAGCAUUAAACGUGAAAAUAAGAAUUCUGAUUACAAAAUAUGCCAUUUUGAUCUUCAAACUGCAAAUUCUUUUGAACAACGUCAAAUAAAUGAAAAUACUUACAAGGAUAUAUCAACUAAAGGACGAAGCAAUGAAAAGGAAAUAAUAGAAUCUCAUAACAAAUCUGAUAGUAAUAUAGAUAAGCAGGAUUGCAUCAAAGACAUUUCAAAAUCCCAAUCUUCUAAAACUGGCAUCACAGAAGAAGUUUCCCUUUCCAAGAGUUUAAGUGUAGCAUCUACCAGCUCAGCUGAAAGCCUUCCAUCUUUAGAGACGGAAGUUGAACGAGCAGCUGUUAUUUUAAGGAACAACAGAGUACGAAGACCAGGUGGAGGAGGGGAAAGUGAUGCUGCUUUUACUCCCAGUCCUCCAGUUGCUGCUCAAGCAUCCACUGAACAGAUAUCUGGGUUUAAAGUUUCACAACAAACAAGGUUGAGAAACCUUUGCACAUCAAUGGCUGAAACAAAACUGGAACCUUCUACUCAGCAAAGAAGCCCUGAUUCCUCAAGUUCUGCUGGAUCAACUCCCGAUUGGGACAACAAUGGUCACACAACCAUUCUUCGACGUUUACCUCCUGUUCCACCUAUAUCUCGUAAACCCCCUCCUCCUCCUUUAUACAAUCAACUGACUGAAGAUUUUAACCUCCUUACUUCUCGACCUCAAGACUUAUUAUUAAAUAGAAUAAACUCUAAACAUAUUCCACGAAAUACUGUGGAAAAGCAUUCUGGUAAUAUUUAUGCUGAAUCACAUUCUUCAUCAAGAUUGCUAUAUUUCUCAGAGCAAGAACAAGUUUCUAAUUCCAAUGAAGCAAAUACUGUAUCAUCUGGCAUUCAAGACCAGAUAAGAGCAACACAGUUAACCAGAUUGAACAGAGAUUUAACUCCUACAAUAUCGGAAGUAUACCAUGAAAGAAACAUUGGUUUGGGACUGGCUCCUCCACUAACAAAGUUGCUUUUGCCUCAAGGUGAAAAAACUGAUUUAACAGAAUCACAUAAAGAAAAGCCAUGGUUUUCUACUGCAGAACUUCAAAGAUUCUAUCCAUCUGAAAUGGUUGAAGAAGGGAAAGGUAGAAAUACUUCACCAUGUAGUGAACUUUCUCGACGUGAUGAAGGUGAUGGACGUUCUAUAGCUGAUUCACAAUACAGCACUGGUAGUUAUAACAGAAAUCCAAGACCAUCGUCUAAAAAUGAUUUUGAUGAUAAUUUUACUAAGGAUGAAAAACAAGAUGAAAAAUUAGUUAACAAAGUUCAAAAGGCUAAUCAAGAUUUACGAAAUACUUCUCUUUGUUGAAUAAAUGUUAUCACUAGUUAUUUCAAAUUUCCUGUUAAUAUAUAUAUUUAUGAGAGAGAAUUCUUAUUAAAAUUAAAUUUUACUAAGGGAUUAAAUAUUGAUAAUUCUUUUUGAAUUCAAAUGUAUGUUUGAUGUCUGAAGAGUUCAUAAUUUUGCUAGUAGCAAUUUUGACACAUUGAUAAUCUGAUAUGUAAAACAGUAUUAUUAUUUGUAAGAAAUUUUAUUUCUUUGUAAGAAUCAUAUUUGUUCUUAGGCGUACUAUUUUGUUGCUUAAAUAUGUUUGUGUGUAUGCUUGCGUGUGUGUUUGAGUUUGAACAUAUGUACACUUUCUUGUUAAUGGAAUUAGUUUCUUAAUCAGUUAAUGGCCAAAAAUAGAAUUGAUAAAAACAAACUAAAAAAACUAUUUAUUUCAAUUUAAAGAACUUGUUAACACAGAUAUUUUGGGUCAUUUCAAACAGUAAAAGAUGACUUAAAAUGAAAUAGUUUUUGGGGCUCAUCAUAUGCUAUAUUUUCAAGAUACUAAUUUUUCAUUUUAUAUUCAGUUUGGUUAUUUGGGGCUCUCUUGUUUAGUAAACAAAAUUUUCAUACCUUCUUUGAUAUAAGGAAGCAAUAUACCAAGAAAUAAAUGUAUAUCUUUGUUUAUAAUUAUGAUAAUGUGGUUGAUAGUUUUAAAAUUAAAUGAUACCUUCAGCCAGAGAAAAAUAUGUGAAAUUAGAGAUUUUUUCCCCCAUGACCUUGGAAGAAAUGGACACAGUUUAUGAAUUUAGCAAUUUUAACCUCAAAAUAUGUUUUAAGGAAUCACAGUAUUGUCUAAAGUAAAAAUGGUCAACAAAUAUUUCAUCCUCUUCCCCAAUUUUUGAUGAGGAUACCAAAAUGAUGCUUACAUUUGAGGCAUGUACCACCCUCACUAAAAUAUUUAAAAUAAACCUAUGCAACCCAAGUAUAUUUUUUUUAAGUCUUUCCCUUCCUCAUCUUUAAUUUCAUGAAAAAUAAAUUACAUGAAUUUCAAAACUUAAUUCAACCAUUUCAUAAAUUUAAUAUUAGUUCCUCAAACCUUUUAUUUGAAUUAUUGAUUGAAAACUGAUUUUUUUAAAAGUUAGUUUAGUAAGGUAAAAACGAUCAUACAUUAUAUCAAACAAUUAUGAAAAUCUGAGUAAAUAAGACAAAUUUCCAUUUGUUUAAAAAAGAUAAUUUUUUUUUAAAUAUAUAAGAUGGCCUGCCUGGCAGCAUAAUAAAGAAUAAUAUGAUUUUAAAAUUAAGAAGAAAAAAACAACAAACUUUUAUAUAGUGGAGCAUUCUCACAAUGAUGGCUAUUAAUGGAUUAAGUGCUUUUUUACAUAUUGUAUGAUAAUACUUUGUAUAGUUUUACUUAUUAUAAUAAUAUUAGGCCAAACAAAUAUAUUUAUUAAGUAUGUGUAUACAUAUUUCUUUUUAUAUAAUAUAUAAAAAGAACUAUAUAUUAUAUAAAUUAUAUAUUAUAUAAAUAAAGUGGUACUUCUUACUUUAAAUAUUUGACUUUUAUUUUUUUAUUCUUUACAUAUAAUAUCAGCAGAAAGGGCUCAUUAUUCUACAAGUAUCAACCUAGUCUAAUUAGACUGAAAAUCUCAAGAUUCUAUUAGUAAGUCUGUGUAAAAUAUUAGACUUCAGUAUUCACUUUAUUAUACAGAUAUCAUGUUAACUUACAGACAUGGAGUCACCAAUUAAUGAAACAUUUUUGGUAAUACUAGAUUGGAAAAUAUUAGACCCAUGUUAAUGUUUUCUCGCCAAUGCACCUGUGUAAGCCGUAUGAGCCGAGACAAUUUUUUUAAAAUAUAAUUUCAUACAAAAUUUAUUUUUUCGUUUGCUUUGCCUGGAUUUUUAGGUUGUUAC
Messenger RNA from Nezara viridula (southern green stink bug), 5946 nucleotides. Lineage: Eukaryota; Metazoa; Arthropoda; Insecta; Hemiptera; Pentatomidae. The record is from the annotation of a GenBank genome assembly.